AGCCAGGCUUUGCAUAAGUUCAAAGAGCAUUCAGUCUCAUUUACAUAGUAUUUUAUGUUCGACACCCUCUCAACAGAAUUUCAGUUCAAAAUGGAGGAAAAGAUCACUUUAUUAGCAAUAAUACUCGUGAUCACGAUCACCUCAGAUGUAGGUCAAGCUUCCAGUUUUAAAACACUGGAGUCGGGGAACCAGUGUUUUUACCUCUCCACGGUCAAAAAAAUGCCCUUUGGACCCGACAACAGCGAUGAAUUAACCAAAGAGUGCGCCAAAAUGAAACUGGAACCCGCCCGAAUGAAGUCUACGGAUGACUUUCAAGCCAUUGCUGAAGUAGCAGAGUGCGGAAUGGCGCAGACUCUCGCCGAUACACCUUUUGUUCAUGGUCACGGAGAGAACGAUGUUACCCUUGGAGGAAAUCCAGCAACUGAAGGCAGAUGCUGGAUCUUUGAUUGGAAGGCCUUUGUCUCUCAGGUGGCAACCGAAGGAGAUUUUUGCACUCCUGGUUCAACGAAUGAAGCCCCGAAAGAACCAUUCUUUAUUUGCAGCAAGGCAUCUCUUUGUGACGAUUUACCCUGCAUUAGUCAUCCCAGCAGGACUGAUGUUUGCGUAAGAGAUCUUGGGCUCCUGGAUUAUAACCAAGCCAAAAAGUCGUGCAUAGAAUCGGGAGGGACAUUUGCCAAUGUUCUCACACCUGAGGACAAGAUUUUCAUCACAACCUCCUUCAGUGAGCAACAAGACUUUUGGACAAGCCUCUCAGCAUCAAGUAAGACCUUUCUAGGGAAUGGAGAAGGCUGCAAUAAUGCAACCGCGUGUAUCAAUGGAUAUAAUUUGACCUGGAGUCUUCCCAAUGGUGAAAUGACCCAAUUCAGCUCAAGCCAUGCCUCCCUCGCCUCAUCCAUGUCCAUCAGUCCCGAAUUUAGUGGACAUCUCAGAAUGCUGGGAGCCUCUAAUCUCACAGGAGGUCCAACUGAGGACCAGUUUUCAACUCUGUGCGAGUACCAGACCUCUGCCAUUCCAAAAGGUCCACCGGAAUUCCAAAGCAAUGCCAUAACAUGUGUUGCUCCGACCAUUCCUGCUGAGGCUAAGAUGAAAGUUUCUCCAAAUCAGACUCAUACUCAAGCAUGUCCAGGGUCCAAAUUGAGGCUGGAUUGUGAUGCAGGAGGACUCAACCAAAUCAAGUUUGAUGAUGAAACCCAUUUUGACUUGACGUGUCAGUCGGAUCGACAGUACCAACUACCAAAUCCUUGGCCCGAAUGUAACGAGUUUGCUUGGUGCACACUGCCAACCACGUGGCCGGAUGAAAUGGAAACGACUGCAACGGGGCAAGAACUGCAAAAUGGCCAAUCAUUCGAGGUGACUUGCAAGAAUAACCAAUCAUUGAUGACCAAAGUGGACUCAUUGAAAGACGAUUUGAGCUCCGUCACGCUGUUAUCCUCUGUGCAAAUUGGUUGUGGAUCGAAUGGAAGGCUUAAUGAGUCUGUGGACUCGUAUACAUGCACCCAAGAUUGUAACAAGCCUGUUGUUGAUGCUUCCAUUAUGACGCACAAUUGGACAAAGACGACCGAUCCCGUUAACAAUGACCAAAUCAGGUUUUCUUGUUCAAAGACAGGGAAGAAAAUUGUCAAAAAAUCAUCUGGCGAACUUAUGGAUAAUGUGACAAUGAGUUGUCGGGUAAAUGGAAGAUUUGACAAAGAAAUCAUGGACUUCGCUUGCACAGAUUGUCAAGUACCUCCAGUGAUUCCAGAUGGAGAUUUUAUCUGCAGCUCACCAAUAUUUGAAAGGCAUUCAACUUGUGGAUUUAUUUGUCAAAGUGGAUAUAUUUCCAGCAAAAAAUCGUCAGCCAAGUGCGUCGUGGAUCCCAUUACUAACACCACAAAAUGGGAUCUGGAUAUCACGACAAAUUUUGAAUGUAAACCGGGCAUUGAUAUCGUCAUUGGUGGGGUUGGCCCCGAGAAGGAUUACAUGGAUACAGUUGAGAUGUUUGCUCCCGGAAACACGUGUCACCAGAAGCAAGGGCCCAAAAUGGCCAACAAACUAAUUGGAGUGUCAGCUGAUUUCAUCUACGGUUCAGCUGUCGUUUGUGGCGGAGCCUCUCAAGAUUAUAUCAAUUGCAAAAGCGGGAUCGGAGGCAGUCGCGUUUGUGGGGACAAUGUUCAAUGUGUCACCACCCUUGGGGGCACACCUUGGUGCACGGGACCUAAAACGAAGCGAUGCCUCGUCUAUGACAAGGAAUUGACCCAAUCGUGGUUGCACACGUUCGAUUUGAAGAUGCCCAGAGUGUACGCCGCAUCGUUGAAGUUACCUGAUGGGAGUUUGUGGAUUUUGGGUGGAAUUAGUGAGGACAAUAUACUCUCGUCCACCGAGAUCGUCCAACAGAAUGCAGUCACUAAGAAAUGGGAAACAGUUUGGGGUGUGGCCAUGUCUGAGCCUAAAUUUGGACAUUGUGCCAUGCUUAUGCCGGAUCAAGAGAAUGUUUUGGUCACGGGCGGGUUUAACCGGAAUGGAUUUGUGAAGUUGGGCUCCAUCUUCAACUUGAUCACCAAGAAGUGGAACACCAAGGAGUACUACACCUAUAAAGAUGGCCAUCGCAUGGACCACUCUUGUGGAACGUUCGAAUUGAAUGGUGCUUACGUACCUCUGGUCAUUGGUGGAUCAAACGAGAUUCAAACCGGAAAGGUUAUGGAACGAUUUAACUCAGCAGAUCACACCUGGAGUACACUUGAACCCCCCUUGAACAAGGGAUUUCGCUCUGGAGUAGCGACCACGGUGAAUGGGAAACUAACCCUAAUUGGAGGAGUUCAUUGUUACUUUAACGCAACUACAAAGACUGAAAAGUGUUCUAGUACCUCUUCUGCUCUACAAUACAAUGACGGAACAGUCCCGUUUUGGAAAAUAAUACCAUUUGCAAUGAAUGGGACCAGAUCUAACCACGCCACAAUGAGAGUUCCGGACAACUUGUUCCGCAGUGAUUGCAAACUGGAUAUAGUUGAUGGAGGCUAUGGAUCAUGGUCCCAAUGGGCUUGUUCCACUACUUGCGGCAAUGGAAUUCAAACCCGAAGUCGGGAAUGUGACAGCCCUGCUCCAAAAAAUGGCGGAGACCCUUGUACAACUCUAGGGGAAGCCACAGAGACGGGACAAUGCUCUUUGGAGCCAUGUCCUCCAGUCAACGGGGAAUGGUCGGUGUGGACUGAUUGGGGAAGUUGCUCCGUGAAUUGCGGAUCGGGGGUUCAAAAUCGUUCCCGCGAAUGCAACAACCCUGCACCCCAAAGUGGAGGGACCGAAUGUCAAGGGGACGCUGAGGAGUCUCAAGCUUGCGAACUUGAACCUUGUCUUAAAUAAUGAUAAAGACAUUGGGCAUUGAAUAAAACAGUUCAAUUCCUCAA
Molecule: messenger RNA, 3380 nt
Organism: Tigriopus californicus
Lineage: Eukaryota; Metazoa; Arthropoda; Copepoda; Harpacticoida; Harpacticidae
Exons: 14
Coding region: 55-3336 (1093 amino acids)
Molecular function (GO): protein binding
Source: RefSeq, a predicted model, not a curated record